AAAUAUUUACCUUCUUUUGAAAUUGGAUUCAAUACCGGAGGAUUUGAUUGGAAUUUUAUGUUGAAAAAAAUACAUUUAUUAAAUAUUGAAAAAGAAAUUAGUCAAAUACUAGAACAAGAUAUAAUAAACAAUAUUAGAGAGACUAAGAUAAAAGUAUAUGAAAAAGAUAUUGAUGAAAAGAUGCAAAGAAAAAUUUAUAGAAUUGAAACAAAAAAAACAUUUCCUACUGAGAUAAAAAAUAUCUUGGAUGUUGUAUUAAAAUGUUGUGAAUUAUCAGGGAAAGUAGAUUUACCAUAUAUACCAGAUUUAUCAGAAGAUUUACUUUUUUCACGUAGAAAAGGAGAUAUAAUAGAAGAAAAAUAUAAUGAUGGUUUGGUUUUGAAUCCAAGAAAAAAUCCAAAUAAUCGCCCUGUUGCUGAUAUAGAUUUUACAUCUUAUUAUCCAAAUACCAUAAUCACGAAUAAUAUUUCUUUAAAUACUUGUGUGAAUAUUGAUUCACAAGAAGAAAAUCUAAAUGUGAUAAUUGAUAAUGGAAUAGUUUAUGGUAAAUUUAGACAACAUAAUAACAAAAAAACAAAAAUGGGAUUAAUGCCAUUGAUAUCUAAAAUGUUAUUAGUAGAUUGGGCUAUAGCAAAAAAAAAUAUGAAAAAAGCCAAAAAUAAACAAAAAUAUUCUUAUUAUAAUUCUUUACAAAAUGCUCUCAAAACAAUUGCAAAUUCUAUUUAUGGUGAAACUGGUUAUAGAUAUUCUCCAUUUUAUCUUAAAUAUGUCUCUUCUUCGGUUACAGGAUUUGCACGUUCAAAUCUUAAAAGAAUAAUACAAUAUGCAGAACAAAAAG
Messenger RNA from Racocetra fulgida, 838 nucleotides. The record is from the annotation of a GenBank genome assembly. NCBI's taxonomy places the organism in Eukaryota, Fungi, Glomeromycota, Glomeromycetes, Diversisporales, Gigasporaceae.